GUGAAAAUAUUUUAUUUAAAGUCACUGUCUCUCUUAGGCGCUGAAGAUCAAGCUUGCUGAAGGAACCUCAGAAAAAUACAGUAUGCUAAAAGUAGAUGAUGUCCUGUUUGUAAAGCCCGUGGUAAAGACUUCUGAUGGUGCUACCUUAGUUCUUGUUGAUGGAGAAUUAUAUGAGCCUGCUGCUGCAGUUGUGCAAGAAAUAACACCACCGCCUGCUAACUCUGUACCAAAAAAGUCAUCUGUAGCUGAUGAAGCUAUCUCUGAAACUUCACCACCCUUUUCUCCAUUAGAAAAUACUCUAGCUAAACAUACUUUACAACGACCGAAGCAGAAGUUAGAAAUGGUUUCUGUUAAACAAACAAGCUUUGCAGUGGAUGGCUUGAAGGUUGGAAUGCAAGGUGGUGGCCAGUUCAGACAACAUUUGACUGAUGAAGGUUUCACUGUUUCCAUUUUGUAUCCUGAUGUUAAAGAGAAGUAUGUUGAACUAUUUGAAUACCAGCACAGGAAAUGUGCGAGUGCUCCAGUGGACAAGACGUACAAACCUGUUGUUGGAGAUAUGGUUGCAGCUUUUGCUAAAAUUGAAAGUGAAGAGGAAAACGAAACAUGGAAUAGAGCAUACAUUAUGUCUAUUGGUAGUUCUAGCUACCGUGUUAAUUUCUGUGAUGUGGGGCUUAUAGGAAAUGUGAAAACUGUGAAGAAACUACCCCAGAAUUUAACAUUGAUUCCAGAAUUGGCUGCUAGGUGCAGUGUUAUUAGCUGCACCAGUCCCAAGGAGAAACUCUGGUCUGCCGGGAGUGACCGGUUUUUAUUCAUGGUGACAGAUGUGGAUGAGACUCAUAAAACAACGACAUGUAUUUUACGGUCACUUACCAAUGAAGAAUUAUGCAAGGCAGUGCUGAAACGAUGGAUUCCAUCAGUAGAAGAUGAGGGAAUGAAGAGUAUUGAAAUCAAGAAUAAUGAUACUGUUAUUCUUCAAGUAUUUUUUGAUCAGAAAUCACUGUUUGUACGUCCUGCAUCAAAGAGUUCAAGGGACAUGUUUUGUCAGUUAAUUCAGGAUGUUGGCCUGCACUGCAUAAAAGCUCCAGAAUUGGACCAUGUGCCAAGAAAGAAUGAAAUAGUUGCUUGCAAGUUUGUGGCAGAUGGAAACUAUUACAGAGCCAAAGUCCUUGGUGUUGAAAACCAAACUGCAAAAGUAAUUUACGUUGACUUUGGGAAUCUGGACUGUGUUACAACAGACAGGCUGAAACCUCUUCCUGAUGCUCUAAAAAAAAUUCCAUGUAUGGUAGUUAAAGUGGGUCUCAAGGAUGUUGUUGAUAAACCAAUGACAAAAGAAGCAAGUGACUUCUUAUCCAGCCUUAUUGGCAGAGAAGUUGAAAUGAAACUGAUUCUUGCUGAAUCAUACGAAGAUGGAGUGCAGCUGAUUCUGCCAGAUGGUUCCAGUCUGAGUGAUAAGAUGAAUGCAGUGCUAGAGCCUGGAUGGAAGAAAGCCAUGGCAGCAGGCAAGGAUCCCACAGAUUGUAAAGUCUUCACGGAACAUGAUAUUGAAUACCUGGAGUUGCCUGUGGGGCAGACUAUCGACUUUCUUGUUCUUCAUAAAUUGGAUGGUGUGAAUUUUAUGGGCUGUGAAGCAAAUACAGAAAUUCUGGUAUAUGUCCACAGAACCAUGGUAGAAGAAAUGAACAAUUACUGCAAUUCUGCUCCAGAGAAAUUAUAUGUUCCUAGAAAUUCUGAACUUUGUUUGGCCAGAUUUGAAGACGGAUUAUGGUAUCGUGCCAUGUGUCUUGAAGACCGUCCUUCAAAUGAAUAUAACAUAAUAUUCUUAGAUUUUGGGAAUAUGGCACGUGUUGAUAAGACAAAUAUUCGUAGGAUGGUACCAGAUUAUGUUAAAAUACCAGCUGUUGCAAUCCUGUGUUUACUGGAAGGACUUGACACGUCGACUGAGACAGUGAAGAAGCGGAUCUGCGAACUGGUUCAAGUGAACAAGACUUACAAGGCACGAAUUGUAUCAUGCUACAGCCCUGGAGCUUACGUCAUCGAGUUCCCUCAUGUCAAGGAAGUACUCAUGAAUGAAAACCUGCUACCUGCUAAGAAGUAAAAUGAAGAUGAAGGAAUCAUAUGCACAGAGGUGAAGUCUGAUGUGCAUUAUUGGUCUGUUUGUCCGAAUUUUAUAGUUUAUCUUUUUUGUAUAAAAAUAUGUAUGUUCUAAUCCAUAUUGGCCAUAGUCUUUUAUUCCCAGAAUCAUAGAUCAUAUGCAUCUCUGAUUCUUACUCCGAUGUAUUGGAAAAUGUUUACAAUAUUUUGAUUGUUUGAGUCUAGUAUUAUUUGCUCUUUACUGCCUCAGUUGUUGAGACAUGAAUUCAGUAAUUAAUUUGUAGUCCACAAACAUGAGUAUGUUGGUGUAUAAAACAUAUGUCUUACAUUAAUAUUGUUUAAAAACCAAAAUGUGACAUACACUGACAUGCCCACACUGAUGUGAAAGGCAGUCUUGCAACUGUUACAUGUAAUUAAUACACAUUCCAUUUGUUAAGUGCAUAGUAUCACGACUGCAACUCAGGUGAGUUAUAUUGAUAUGGUUUUCAGUAUGAUGUGUUUUGUUUUGUCAUGUGUAAUAUAACAUUAUAUUAACAUAAAAUAUCUUAUUGUUUUCAUUAUGCAAUCUGAAAAUUGACUUCAUGCUGAAAGUUCUUUGAUACAAACUAAUAUCGUAAGAUUUUUCUGUGAAUUUCCAGGAUUCUGCAGUCAUUUUGACAUAUGACUGAUUAAUAUUAAAUGUAUACAGAGAGUCGCACAUAAUUUGGAACCCAUCUGCUACUGUGCAGUACCUAUGUUCUUCAUUGUGCCUGACUAAUUUUCCAAUAGUUUGCUCCAUGCUGUCUUUACAGGUUUCUCGUUAGGUGGGACACUGUGUGUGUGAUUCUUUUGUCGCUUAAUGACAGCGGCAUUGACCUGAUCUGAAAAGUUCAUGUUAUAUUCUGUGCUUCAAUUUAAAUUUAAGACGUGCCUGUGCUCAGAAUUGUAUUGUUGGUGUAGUACAAAUGAGCAGGUAAUUUGGUUGUGUUGAAUGGAAUAUGUGAUCAGAGGUAAUGGAGCAUUGUAUAUUUUAUCCUUUCA
Zootermopsis nevadensis is the source of this 3111-nucleotide messenger RNA. Lineage: Eukaryota; Metazoa; Arthropoda; Insecta; Blattodea; Termopsidae. The record is from RefSeq and is a predicted model, not a curated record.